CUGAUUAGUUUAGUUUGUGAUUUCAAUAUAUGUAAUUAAUUUUUGUUUCUGUAGCGGUUCGGACGGACGCGUCGCGACGUUCGCUUGGUCCGCCGCUCGGUUCGCUUGCCUCGCCUGCCGUCGCUGUUUCUUAUUUAUUAUUAUUUUUUAUUUUUAUUUGAGUUUUGGGCUGUGUACGUGUGAGCACGAAUGCCACUGCGAGUGCGAGCGGUUUCCUUCUCUUGCCUUUUUCGUGGGCCGCUGCUAAAAUGCAAAGAACACGCUCGAGAAACGUAAAUGGCGCCGCGCUAACGAAUGGAAUUGGAAUAUCAAACAGUGCCCCCAAAGUUCCAUAUAAAAAAUAAAAAAAAAACAUCGAAUAAAAAUAAAGCAAAAAAAAUUUAAAAAAAUAAAAACAAAACAAAACAACAAGCAACAAACAAAACUCCGUGUUGCCCCUGCGCUUUUUUUUCGGGUGUGUGCCAGUGUUUGUGCUUAUGUGUAAAACACAAUUCGAAACAACAAAAUAAAAAAACGCGGUCGAGAAGAAAUACAAUAAAAGAAGCAACAACAAAUGAACACUUGCUGGAAGCUGAAUGGCAGAACAACAACACAAAUUAAAGCUACAACCACAAAGUGAAACAAAAACAACAAAAUACCUCCAGCUGUACAAAUAUUGAUUGAUAUCGAAAAACUAAAAACAAAAAAAUUAAAUACACAAAUAUAUACCAAAAUAAUAAGAAAAGUAAAACAAGGAGCUGUUGGAAAAGAAACUAAAAAGAAUGUAACAUAAGCUUAUAUUCCCAAAACCCGUCCACUUAAAAAAAAAACCAAGAGUGUGUUUAAAAAAAGGUUUAAGAUAAUACUAAAGAAUAAAUGCCGUUACAAAGCGAGACUACGAACAUUCAAAUACCGGAAAAUACCAAGUGAACUGAAUUAAACGCAACGCAAAAAAUAUUGUAAUUUUAAAUACUGUUAUUAUUUUUUUUUCGUUUUUUUUUCUUGCAAAGUAAAGUACAAAGAACUACAAAGAAAAAUUAAAACAAAUAAAUGCAAAGAUAACAAAGUAAAUUGCAACUGCAGGACAGCAAAAACAACAACAAAGAAAAACAAAGUAAUACAAAAUAAAUAAUUCGCCAAUACAAACACCCAGCAGACAGAGCGAGACGGACAGAGAAAUAAACAAACCGCUCAGACGAGUGUGGGUGAGGGGGCGUGCGAGAGAGCUGAGCUAGCAAAGAAAAAGUGAGAGAGAGUGUGGGAGAGAGCGAGCGAAAAGCUUCAUGCAGAAAAACAAGAAACAGCGCAAAACAUCUGGAGAACAUGGAGGGUGCGAGUCGCAGCAGGAACUCCUCCACGAGUCAGGGUCAAGGUCAAGGUCAAGGUCGUCGCGGCCAGGUGCAGGACAUUGAGGAUCUCAAGCAAGACAUUCCCUUCCAUUUCGAAGAUCCGCCGGCGAUCGACGGCGAUCUCCUCGUCCUGGGCAAAAGUGAAUGCCAACUGGACAAUCUGGCCUGGGAUCCCGAUGCGGAUGCCGAUGCGGAUGCGGAUGCGGAUGGGGAUGCCGAUGCGGAUGCGGAUGGUGAUGUGAAUGGACGGCUGGAGCCGGCACAGCCCGUCGAUCUCGACCUCGAGGACAACUAUCCGGAUGAGAACGAGAGCUCGGUGCUGGGCAGCGAUUAUGCGCCCAGUGGGAGUGGCAGUGGUGCGAAUAGCUUCUACCAAUCGCCCACACCCUCCGCCGCCGGAUCCGGAUGCGAUCUGAUGCUCCGUCCGCCGUCCAGUUCCAUGUAUCACUUCAACUACCGAUCGCCGGGCAGUCCGCUGCCCAUUUCGAUUCCGGGUGGAGGAGUUGGAGGAGUGGGAGGAGCCAACUCCGGACGUCUGCAUCCGUAUGCACAUUCCCCGGGCCAUGGAGCACCGCCUGGCUUCUAUCCGAAUAUGUGGUAUCCGAAUGCGCCAUACGGAUCGGGUGGAUCAAGUGGAUCGGGCGGAUCCGGCGGAUCCGGAGUCGGAGCCGGAGCAUCCGGUGGCAGGUACAUGGGCUAUGGACCAGGUGGAGGACCUGGUUCGGGGACGGGAACAGGUGCAUAUCCCGGACACUCGACCCACAUGCAUGCGCUGCACCACCAGUAUCCGCAGCCACAUCCGCACGCCCAUCCGCACCACGCGCACCACCCGCAGCAUCCGCAUCAUCCGCCACAUCCGCACCACCAGCAUCCGCACGAGACCAUGAUGGAGAUGUUCCAGCUCUCGAACAGCGGCCGGGAGGCGCGUAAUCGAGCGGAAAAGAAUCGACGGGACAAACUGAACGGAUCCAUCCAGGAACUGUCCACGAUGGUGCCCCAUGUGGCAGAGUCGCCGCGUCGAGUGGACAAAACAGCCGUGUUGCGUUUCGCCGCCCAUGCACUGCGAUUAAAGCAUGCCUUUGGCAACAGUCUGAUGCACCAGCGGCCGCAGAUCACGGACACGCUGAUGAGCAUGCUGGACAGCUUCUUCCUCGCCCUCACCUGCCACGGCCACAUCCUGCUGAUCUCGUCCAGCAUCGAGCAGCACCUGGGCCACUGCCAGACGGACCUGUAUGGCCAGAGCAUCAUGCAGAUCACCCAUCCGGACGACCAGAGCAUGCUCAAGCAGCAGCUGAUCCCCACCGAGCUGGAGAACCUCUUCGACGCUCAUGGCGACCCGGCGGAUGCGGAGGGUGAGCCCCGCCAGAGGAGCAAGUCGGAGGAGGACUACAUCGAUCGCCGGCUGCGCGAGGAUAGGCGCAACUUUCGCGUGAGAUUGGCCCGCGCUGGUCCCCGAUCGGAACCCAUCGCCUACGAGGUGGUCAAGAUCGACGGCUGCUUUCGGCGCAGUGAUGAGGCUCCACGGGGAGUGCGAUCCAACACCUUCAGCUCCAAUCUGCAGCUGAUCCGAAGGACUCGCGGUCGAGACGAUGUCAUUCCCCUGCACACGAUCAGCGGCAACGAUAUCAUUCUGACGGCCCGCGCCCGGAUCAUCCGUCCGCCGAAGAUCGCCAGUCGGCUGAUCGACGCGAACACGCUGGAGUACCGCACCCGGCACCUGAUCGACGGCAGGAUCAUCGACUGCGACCAGCGGAUUGGGAUCGUGGCCGGGUACAUGACGGAUGAGGUGCGCAAUCUCAGUCCGUUCACCUUCAUGCACAACGACGAUGUGCGCUGGGUGAUCGUGGCCCUGCGGCAAAUGUACGACUGCAACAGCUCGUACGGCGAGUCCACCUACCGCCUGUUCACCCGAAACGGGAACAUCAUCUACCUGCAGUCGAAGGGCUACCUGGAGAUCGACAAGGAGACGAACAAGGUGCACUCCUUCGUCUGCGUGAACACGCUGCUCAGCGAGGAGGAGGGCAAGCGGCGGGUGCAGGAGAUGAAGAAGAAGUUCUCGGUGAUCAUCAACACGCAGAUACCGCAGUCGACCAUCGAUGUGCCGGCCUCGGAGCAUCCGGCAUUGCUGGAGAAGGCGGUGCUGCGGCUCAUCCAGAAUCUGCAGAAGUCUGGCGAGGAUGAGGGCGACGAGGAUGAGGAGGCGGAGGACGAGGAUGACGAUGAGGAGGAUGACGAGGAUGCGGAUGAUGGGGUGCGCAGCAUGUCCGAGUUCGGCGAUCCCUAUGCCGUCACAGUCAGCCAUCCGCAUCACGGUGGCACGCGGCAUCAUCAUCAUGGCUCCUCGGCACUGUCCUCCCACGGACAGGGUAGCUCCAAGACCCCGCCCCUGGCGUUGGUGCCACCCGAAGCGGCCUCCGUGAAGUCCUCGAUCUCCAAGAGCAUCAGUGUGGUGAACGUGACGGCGGCCAAGCAUCUGCGCGGUGUCCACGGAUCGGCUUCGGUCAAGUCGCCCAGCUCCGUGGGCAAUUGCUCCUGCACCGAGUCCCAUUCGCCCUGCGACUUCUGCCAGGGUCCACUCACGCCCGAUGCCCAGGCCGUUGGGUCCACCCUGAAGAGGAGCAGCACUGCUCUGGCGGAGACCGAGGAGAAGGUCGCCAAGCGACGCUACAUACCCAGCACUGAGAUCGAGCAGGUGCUAAACAAAUCUCUGGACCAACUUGGCCGAAAUCUAACCCAACAAUUCAAUGAUGCCAUUAAUUUGCGGGAACAAGGGCAGCUAUACGAAUUGCCCCAUACUGUUCAGCGAUUCGAUGAGAUCAUGGAGGAGCACCAGAAACAAAGCGAGCUGUUUGUGAACAUCAAGAGUGAGUACGAAGUGCAGCUGCAGAACAAGGCCAGCACCCGGAAGUCCUUGGAGUCGGAUCGGAAUCAAGAGCAGGAUCAGGAUCGGGAUCGGGAUUUGGAUCGGGAUCAGGACUAGAGGCAAAAAGAGAGAGAGAGAGAGAGCAGCUCUCGACUGAAGGGUUUCAUCGAUGUGAUAACUACUGUCCUGGCAGCCAGCUCAAGUCCCAGCCAAUGGGUUCAUGCCGAACAGACACAGAUCAGAUAUGCAUAGAUAUCCUCUAACCCCAACCUAUGAGUGAGCCUGAGACAAAGAUACUUUAGAUGCCCCGCCCACUAGAACACACACGCACACACGCUGCACACGCACACACACACACUCUGUUAGUUCAGUUUGUUGUUUUUAACCUUAAGUUUAGAGAGGACUUUUAAACGCGUGUGCGGCUUAGUUAGUUACCAGUGUAGAGUGGAGCUGUUGCCGUUUCCGGUUUCCGGUUUCGCUGCAUCGAAUGUAACAACUUUGGUUAAAUGAACAUUUUUCAAUUCUAUUAAAAUUAUCUCUUUUAAGAUAUAUAGUUAAUUAUACUGAUCGUGACUUUCUUAUAAAGUACAACCACUUGAAAUCGAAAUCGAAAACGGAAAAGGAAACAAACUCUGACAGGAUGAAGAUUAGCGUAAAAGGGAGGAUUUAAACAAUUAUUAGGCUAAAUCGGAAUAUACAUUAAAAUUACCAUAUAUAUAUAUAUAUAUAUACCUAUGUACCAUACGUUGUGCGUAAUGCGCAUAGCCCAAACUAAACGUGAUAAAAGACUGUUACCAACUACAUACACACACAUACUACACACAUGGAUACACCCGUAAAUCUAUAACUAAAACGUAAACUUAAUUCGGUAUAAUAUAUAUAUAUAUAUAUAAAUAUAGAUAUAUAAAGAAAUAUUAGGCACGCCCACAGGCGGCGUGGCGUAGUUAAAUUAAAUUUACUGUACGAACACUUUUUAUAGAUGUUUAAUGUUGUUAUGGUAUAAGUUAAAUCCUGAUGAGUUGAUGGAUUUUGGCCAAGCACGGUGCACUAAAAACUGCAAGUGAGCCAAGUACAAUUUACACAAAUAUAUACAUACUUAGAUGCAUAUAUGGUUCGAUGUAAACUAAUAAAUCUAUGUAAGAAAACAAGAAAAUAAAAGUGAGGAAAACACACACAAAACCCAGAAAAAGCUUAGGCAAAAAAAUAAAAAGAACUCUGUUAAAUGUUUGUUAUGCAUUUGUUUUUUUUUUAUCUAAAUUAAUAUUAAACUAAUGUAUUAGUAAAUAAACUUGUGUACCUACAUACAAAACAAUGAAAAAACA
Molecule: messenger RNA, 5513 nt
Organism: Drosophila rhopaloa
Lineage: Eukaryota; Metazoa; Arthropoda; Insecta; Diptera; Drosophilidae
Gene: gce
Product: aryl hydrocarbon receptor nuclear translocator-like protein 2
Exons: 10
Coding region: 1303-4308 (1001 amino acids)
Biological process (GO): regulation of transcription by RNA polymerase II
Cellular component (GO): cytoplasm; transcription regulator complex; nucleus
Molecular function (GO): DNA-binding transcription factor activity, RNA polymerase II-specific; RNA polymerase II cis-regulatory region sequence-specific DNA binding; protein dimerization activity
Source: RefSeq, a predicted model, not a curated record